Messenger RNA from Ambispora leptoticha, 642 nucleotides. The record is from the annotation of a GenBank genome assembly. Lineage: Eukaryota; Fungi; Glomeromycota; Glomeromycetes; Archaeosporales; Ambisporaceae.
AUGGAAGACGUCACACGUUCCUACAAGAACCUCGCAACCCAUCAAAAAUGGUUUAAUGAAGAUGGGACAGUAUUUCCAGUUUCUGCUAGAAAUCUAGUAAAGUAUAUCGAAUAUAAGGGUAGAACCAAUACCGCGAGAAGUGUAAGGUGGUGGAUAUACUUUCUCGAAAAAUAUCAUCAAAACAAUGAGAUUGUCGAAUACCGAAAAAAUUGGAAUAUGGCGAAGCAUGAUCCUAGAAUUGAACAAGCGUUGAAAAUGCUCGAGAAUAAACAUCAGAUCGAGAGAAUCAAAGCACCAUUACGCGAUAAGCCUUUAAGUAAUUGCGCGAGCAGCACCAAAGAUCUGACGAAUAGCUCAAAUAUUGAAAAUAAUAUGCAAGAGCAACAACCACGAAUUGAAGAUUUUCAAUCGCACUACCAAAGGAUGCACUCGUUGCUCCUGAAAAAGUAUGUCGGAACUUGUACUAUUCAUCGCAAAGGGUGCUUUCAAAUCGACGAAAAUCAUCAUCUAAGGUUAAAUGAAGUAAUGCUUCGUAGAUGGGCUUUCUGCCUAGCUUGUGGCGAUGAAGGAAUUACACAAGAUUCGUUGCCGAAUACAUCUCUCAUGCCAGAAUUCUGGCCGUGUUGCGCGAUAGAGAUUUAA